UAUUGGAAACCGCAGGCACGCGACCACCGACUCCUGCUGCGAUCGCUGCCAUCCUCUACUCCUACAAACGACAACCAGCCUCAGCCUUGACCGAGACCAUGGCCAGAUCAAGUACUAUCACAUGUCAUCAGUGACGGAGCCCCGCCGACAAAGAAGAGCGCACCGCACAUAGCAUCCACAGCUGGAUCACCGCUCUGCGGAUUCGAACACUGCGAUCUCGACUGCUCGAGGGGAUCACGGUUGCAGCGCUGCCAGCCUGCAUCUGGUCGGUGGAUAGAGAAGGGUGAUUAAGUAGCGAACCGGGUGGCCCCCUUCGCGGUGGCUAUCGGCGAACGACAUCCGUUUCGAGCACGCCGUGGUUACGGCGACAGCAGCAAGAUGGAGCACAUGCAGAGUUUGGAUGUGAGCUGGAUGACGCACGGGAAUCCAAAAGACAAGGUUGCGAAGAAUGCGACAGCACGGCCGAGGUCAUCAUCCAACGCAGGCCGCGAGGCGCCAGCCCCAGACCCCGCUCCACAUCCUCCUCAGUCGCCGACCGCCAGCGGCAAUCAGACCACCCUCGCACGAUCGAACUCGUUGAGAGGGACAGGCACGGAUGAGAAAAGGCCAGCCCCGGCAUCCACACCUCAACGGCGCAAUUCCUGGUUUUCCAACAUCUCGUCCAAGUUCAGCUCCGGAGGCGGCGCCGCGCAGAGCCCGCCGCAAGCGAACACCGCUUCGCCGAAGCCCGCCGAGUUCUCCGUGCCCAAGGUUGUCCCGUCCAAGAACGCCGUACUUCAACAUGCAUCCAAACACGAGGGUGAAGGCCCCUACACCCCUGCGCCGCCGCGGUCUUCACAAACCGGCCUGCUGCAGGUGCUUCGGCGACUGUCGUCCUCCAACGGCAACCUGGGCCCGAAUAUGAAGUCGCACAAUCACGGCUUGGUUGAGCGGCGCGUGCUGAACGUGGAUCGCCACAGGGAGCGCUGCGGCAUCAACGGGCUCAACCAGGCCAAGCUUCGGAGGGUUGCCUUUUGCGUCGACGUGGAGAUUGCGCCCAUGCCCAAGUACGCCGACGAGCUGGAAGAUAAGGACAGCAAAGGCGGGGCCAAGGCAAGUAAGGAGCAGAAGAAGAAGAUGAAAGAGAGGGGCGAAGGGGAGGCGCUUAAGCAUCCUAAGGAGGUGGAAUUGCAAAAGGAGACAGACGGCGAGAUCAAGGCCACCGGCGAAGAACUCCCGAAGGAGCCACCAACGAAGGCAGGCACCGAGCAACCCGGCAGCAGCGAGCAGCCGAGAGCGAGCAUAGACAGCACUUCCGAAAAGGCGACGGCAGCGGCAGCGGCAGCCGCGGUCGAGAAGAAGAAGGAGAAGAAGAAGAAGAGCGAGGAGGAGCGGAAGGCCAGGAAAGAGAAGAAGCGGAGACAGGCCGAGGCCAACGGCACCAUCCCGAUGGAACUGCACUACGACAGCGAUUCCUCGUCCGGCGCAACGCCUCCGCGCCCGGGUACGCCCAAGACGCAGGCCGCGCCCACCACCAACCCGGUCCGGAUCUACCGCCGCUGCUGUCAGCUCCGUGAGACGCCCAUCCUUCGCAAGAUCACAGAGCAGCUCAUGGACCCGGCCAACUGCUCGGCCGAGCCCGGCGUGGUGGAGAAGCUCGACCUGGGCGGCUACUGGAUGCAGCUGACCGACCUCAUCACCCUCGGCGACUACCUGGCCGUCGUGCCCGUGCGGGAGGUGAUACUGGACAGCUGCGGCCUGACAGACGAGGGCCUGCGUGUCAUCCUAGCCGGACUGCUCGCGGCCCGGAAGACGCCCCACGGCGGCCGGAACAGGCGGAGGCCGGUCACCGUGCCGGACGGCCUGACCGAGCAGGGCGGAGUGGUGGAGCGGCUGGUGCUGAAGAACAACAAGAUCGGUCCGGAGGGGUGGAAGCAUAUCUGUUUGUUCAUCUACCUCUGUCGGACGCUGAAGAGCCUCGAUCUCUCGGGGAUACAAAUCCCUCGGCAGGCCGUGUCCCACGUAUCUCUGAACGGCAGCCCGGCGCCGGCAGGAUCCAAGCAACAGCCGCAGGGCCUGUGCCAGCUGCUGUCGCGGUCACUAGGGGAAAGACUCGGUGGGUCGACGCUCAGCCUGCUUAGUCUUGGCCAGACGGGCCUCACCACUGAGCAGUUGGGGUACAUCAUUGACGGUAUCAUUCGGUGUGGCGUUAAGCGCUUGGGCCUUGCCAACAACGGCAUUGAUGCGGAAGGGCUCGGCCAUGUUGCGAGGUUCCUGAAGACGGGACUCUGCGAGGGCCUCGAUCUGGGAGGCAACGAUCUGCGGGACGGGCUGGCGACUCUGGCGGAUGCCCUGGCGGUCGACAACUGCCCGCUGACGGCGCUGAGUCUGGCCGACUGCAACCUGACCCCGUCGUCGCUGUGCAAGCUGCUGCCGACCUUGGCCAAGCUGGCACGGCUUCGCUUUAUCGACCUGUCGCAUAAUCACGAACUGUUCGAGUCGGACCCUAGCGCCGUGUCCGUGUUGAGGAGAUACCUGCCCAAGAUGGCGUGUCUCAAACGCAUCCACCUGGCUGACUGUGCCAUGAGCCCCGAGCAGGCCAUUGCGCUCGCCGAGAUCCUGCCCGAAGUCGCCGGUCUUGCCCAUGUCAGCUUCCUGGAGAACCCGCAACUCGUGAAGCUGGCGACGAACGCCAAGACAGAAGACACCCAAGAAGAGGCUUGCGCUCUCUUCGCCUCGUUGCUGGCUGCCGCCAGAGUCUCGACGAGCUUGGUCGCGCUCGAGAUCGAGGUGCCCGGCGAACAGUCGAGCGACCUCGUCAAAGCCCUGGCCAAGCAGGUCGUGGCGUACUGUCUGCGCAACAUGGAGCUGGCGGCCGCGACGGCGGCUAAGGCCCAGGCCGAGGUGCUCGCCAAGCCCGAGCCAGAGUACCCGGACGUGCUUCAGCGGCUGGUUGGUCACGAUAUCGCCAGGUCGUCGGACAUGGACGCUGACGUGGAUGCGGCGCCGGACGAGGACUACGUCAUUGGCGGCACCGGCGUUGUCAGGGCGUUGACGGCCUGUCUGAAGAACCGCGGCGACGAGUCGAGACGGCAGUCGGGCGAGUUCAUCCGCGACGUAGAGAACGGCGUGGUCCACCCGCGUGCCGUGCCCAGCGGCGGGAAGGCCAAGGAGACGUCCAAACACCUGCUGCUGAGCGCACGGAAGAUCAGGCUCCGCCUGCAGCCGGCGAUUGCGAAGGCCAGGGCGACUGCCACGGACGACACCCAAAAUUACUAUCGCCUCAUCUUCCUUGACGACACGCUCAAAGGCAUAAUCAAGCGCUUCGAGGACGAGUUUCCCGACACGCGCAUCCCUAGCGAUAACAAAGACAGCGACGACAGAGGCAGCGACAAGUCCAUCCCCGUCUCAAACGAGGACCUCGUCGACGACCCGGCAGCCAUCACCCUCCCAGACUCGGACGACAACUUCGAAGCCGAAGACGACGGCACCGUAGCCACCCUCAUCAAAUCCCCGUCCCUCUCCCGCUCCAACUCGCAGCUCUCGCUCAGCUCCAGGGCGCUCGCGCACGAAGAAGGCCGCGUCCUCCGCGCGGGCCACAAGUUCCGCGCCGGCGUGAUCGGCGCCCAGCGCGCAGACGGAGACGACGGCCCGCCGGACCUGCGAUCCGAGCACUACGCGCUGCUGGCGUCGGGCGUCGAGAUGGUGGGCGCCGAUCCGAACCAUGCCCGGCUGCUGCACGAGAUGCUGGAAGAGUUGGGCGACGAGGAGCUGAAUGCCGAGGCCAGGGAAAAGGGCGUCGUCAGUGUCUUCAAGGAGCGCAGGCUGGAUGUGCUGAGACGGCUGAGGGCGGCGGAUCCGGCGCACUGGGAUCGGUUUGUAGAGAGCCAGGAGAUGGCGAGGGCUAAUGUCAAGCUUGAGGCCGUUGCUAGGGAGAGACAGGGCGGCGGCGGUGGUGGUGGUGCGGCGAGUGUGGAUGAGAUGGCUGUGGAGGACUGAACUGAACUGAGUGCGAAACUGUGUCUGUUUGGCCGACAGUGUUGUUGAUAGUAUGUAACGGAGGUACUACCGCUGCACAACCAGCGGUGUGGUUAUUUAUUUCCCACACGCAGCUAUGGGAGGGAGGGAGGCCGGGUCAGCGAUGGUGGUGAAAUAACAGCUUGCGCGGGGGGUUCAUUGAAUGCCAGGUUUGAAGCAAUACUCUCUCACUUUAAGAGACACCUGGCUUGAGGAUCGAAAAUGGGGCGUUCGGCUGGGCUGGAGGUGGAGUGAGUUAUUCAUACUGUUUAUUAUGAUGUGGGAGUUGAUCAGACGGCAACAUAACUCCUUAUAAUCAAGUCAGUCAAGCCAGUCUUUUCUGGCGGUUUUU
Molecule: messenger RNA, 4348 nt
Organism: Chaetomium strumarium
Lineage: Eukaryota; Fungi; Ascomycota; Sordariomycetes; Sordariales; Chaetomiaceae
Exons: 4
Coding region: 379-3978 (1199 amino acids)
Biological process (GO): cell migration; regulation of Arp2/3 complex-mediated actin nucleation
Cellular component (GO): plasma membrane; lamellipodium
Source: RefSeq, a predicted model, not a curated record